AUGUUUAAUACAAGAAUAACGAAUGUAUCGAGAUAUGCCAGUAUAAUACCAAGAAUAAAAGUAUGCUCUAAUACUUUGUUAAGAAACGAAACAUCGUUAUCAUUAUUACACUCGAAUCAUAAGGUUCCAGUGUUAAAUCUUACUAGAGGAAGAAAUAAUACAAGAUCUAUUCAUACAACAACACCCUUACCGUUUAGAUAUAAUCUUCAAAAGUAUCAGGAAAAUAAGGGACCUAAGAAUCAGAAUAAUAAGAACAAGAAUAAGAAUAAAAAUGAAAAUAAUGAAAAUGAAGAAGAAUUUAAAUCCUUAACAGAAUAUUUGAAAUCAAAAGAAUUCGCAAAGACAAUAUAUUUAACUGUUGGUUUUACCGUUUUGUUCUCUUUAUUAAGUGGACCCGAUAAUGAUAAUGAUAAUAACAAUGAUAAUAAUAUUCUUACAUUCCAAGACUUUAAGACCAAAUAUCUUGAAAAGGGCUUGGUUAAGCAUAUUUUCGUGGUAAAUAAGUAUUUAGUACAGGCUGAAUUAUUGCCACAAGCAACAGCAUUAUCUAAUGAUAGAAGCGCAGACUCUAGAGGAUUAUUCGGUACCCCAUUUGGCGGUGGUCCACCAGUUGUAUCGUUUACCAUUGGAUCAGUUGAUAUAUUUGAAGAUCAAAUGGAUCAAGCACAAGAUCAAUUGAAAAUUGCACCAAAUGAUAGAAUUCCAAUUUCGUACGUUACUCGUACUUCAAUGUUACAAUACUUAUUCCCUUUUAUACCAACUUUAUUGUUACUUGGUGGUUUGUAUUUCAUAACUAAGAGAAUGACCGGUGGUGCUAAUGCAGGUGGUUCCGGUGGUGGGAAUGGCAUAGGUAAUAUGUUUGGUGUUGGUAAAUCAAAGGCUAAAUUGUUUAAUAAAGAAACUGAUAUUAGAAUAUCAUUUAAAGAUGUUGCCGGUUGUGAUGAAGCUAAACAAGAAAUUAUGGAGUUUGUUCAUUUCUUAAAAAACCCACAGAAAUAUACUGCUUUGGGGGCCAAAAUCCCAAGAGGGGCAAUUUUGUCCGGUCCUCCAGGUACAGGUAAGACUUUACUUGCUAAAGCCACGGCUGGUGAAGCCGGUGUUCCUUUCCUCUCUGUCUCAGGUUCUGAGUUCGUCGAAAUGUUUGUCGGUGUUGGUGCAUCUCGUGUCCGUGAUCUUUUUGAACAAGCUCGUAAGAUGGCACCUUCAAUUAUCUUUGUAGAUGAAAUUGAUGCGAUUGGUAAAGAAAGAGGUAAAGGUGGUGCUCUUGGUGGUGCUAAUGACGAAAGAGAGGCCACUUUGAAUCAAUUAUUAGUCGAGAUGGAUGGUUUCACUACUUCAGAUCAAGUUGUUGUACUAGCUGGUACUAAUAGACCAGAUGUUUUGGAUUCAGCUCUGAUGAGACCGGGUAGAUUUGAUAGACAUAUUCAAAUAGAUUCUCCUGAUAUUAACGGUAGAUUGGCUAUUUAUUUGGUUCAUUUGAAAAGAUUAAACCUAUCACCAGAACUUGUUCCAGCAGAGUCUGCACGUCAUGAUCUUGCAGGUAAAUUGGCUACUUUGACUCCAGGGUUUACUGGUGCGGAUAUUGCUAAUGCUUGUAAUGAAGCAGCAUUAAUUGCUGCCAGACACAGAGACCCACAUAUUAAAUUAUAUCAUUUUGAACAAGCUAUUGAAAGGGUCAUUGCUGGUCUAGAAAAGAAAUCAAAGGUCUUAUCAAAGGAAGAAAAGACUACAGUAGCUUACCAUGAGGCCGGUCACGCUAUUUGUGGUUGGUAUUUAAAAUACGCCGACCCAUUAUUGAAAGUUAGUAUUAUUCCAAGAGGCCAAGGUGCAUUGGGUUAUGCUCAGUAUUUACCACCUGAUCAAUACCUUAUUAGUGAGGAACAAUUCCAACAUAGAAUGAUUAUGGCCCUGGGAGGUCGUGUUUCUGAGGAAUUACAUUUUCCAUUUGUAACAAGUGGUGCACAUGACGAUUUCAAGAAGGUAACUCAAAUGGCCCACGCUAUGGUCACUUCACUUGGUAUGUCAAAAAAGGUAGGUUAUUUAGCUUACGAUCAAGAUAGUGGUGGAUUACAAAUCAGCAAACCUUUCAGUCAAAAGACAGCAAGAAAUAUUGACUUAGAGAUCAAACGAAUAAUUGAUGACGCUCAUAUGCAAUGUGUUAAAUUAUUAACAGAAAAGCUCGAUGAAGUUGAUAAAGUCGCAAAGGAACUGCUCAAGAAAGAAGCUAUUACUAGAGAGGAUAUGAUUAGACUGCUGGGACCAAGACCUUUCCCAGAGAGAAAUGAAGCUUUUGAGAGAUAUCUGGAUCCAAAAACUGCAAAACCAGCUCCACCUUCAUCUCCAGCUACGAAUUGA
This is a messenger RNA of Maudiozyma barnettii, 2355 nucleotides long. RefSeq names its product AAA family ATPase AFG3 (gene AFG3). The transcript has a single exon. The record is from RefSeq and is a predicted model, not a curated record. Gene Ontology annotation, biological process: mitochondrial protein processing; protein-containing complex assembly. NCBI's taxonomy places the organism in Eukaryota, Fungi, Ascomycota, Saccharomycetes, Saccharomycetales, Saccharomycetaceae. Gene Ontology annotation, cellular component: membrane; m-AAA complex. The coding region runs from base 1 to 2355 and encodes 784 amino acids. Gene Ontology annotation, molecular function: ATP-dependent peptidase activity; metalloendopeptidase activity; zinc ion binding.